This is a messenger RNA of Fopius arisanus, 3679 nucleotides long. RefSeq lists its product as uncharacterized. Gene Ontology annotation, molecular function: serine-type endopeptidase activity. NCBI's taxonomy places the organism in Eukaryota, Metazoa, Arthropoda, Insecta, Hymenoptera, Braconidae. The transcript is spliced from 7 exons. The coding region runs from base 78 to 3233 and encodes 1051 amino acids. Gene Ontology annotation, biological process: proteolysis. The record is from RefSeq and is a predicted model, not a curated record.
CGUCGCCAGUCACACUAACUUUCUUUAAAGCGAUACAUACGUGUUAUUUCACGGGGACGCGUAUCAGGUACCCAACGAUGAGACGACAGUCAAUGUUGCUGCUGUUGGCAGUGGCGUUUGCUGCAUGUGUAAACGCAAGUCCGUACUCGAAAGUACCGUACAGUUAUCAAGGACAGGGAUUUGGUAAUGCCAAAGCCUCAGCGCACUCGAGUGCAAGUAGUGGAUAUGGCUCCUCAUCCUCAUCAUCGGCUUCAUCAUCGGCAUCAGCAUCAAGUUCAUCCUUUGCCACCAGCAGUGCCAAUGCCCAGGCAAAUAUCGGCGCAGCCGAGGAGGACGGUUACUUCCUGAACAAUCCUGGUACUGGAUCUUUGGAUUUGGAGGGUGGUGCUGAAGUGCCUCACCAGGAGCUUCAGACUCCGCACGCUUUUGGAUCCGGAAGUCAUGCAGGAAGUCAAGGGGGAAAUCAAGGAGUCAGUGAUUCUGGAUCUGGUCAGACACAGCAGGGGGGUGAUUACUGGUGGAUGGGUGCUGGAAGCCCAUUUGGACCCAGUGGUAAACCAUCCAUUGGUUGCGGUUCCAGUGCAUGCACAGCAAGUGGAACUUUCAACUUAAACCAGGGCAGUGGUGGAGCUCACGCCGAGAGUGAUGAGGGACAAGUUCAAAUUCAGGUGAAUAAGAAUCCAUUCUUGAAUGGAAAUGGUGGAUCUUUCAGUGCUGGAAGUAGUUAUCACACUGGGUCUCAGCACUCGGGAUCAUCUGCCGUUGGAUCUCAACACUCAGGAUCAUCUGUGGGAUCUUUGGGAUCAUCUGUGGACGAAUCUCAGACUUCGGAUUUCUCGAAGAAUCCGUUCUUCAAUGGUGUGGCUUCGGGGGCUGGAAGCAGUGCGAGCUCUUCUGCAUCGGCAUCUGCUCAUGCUAAUGCACAGGCUAAUGCACAGGCCAAUGCGGCAGCUAAUGCUGCAGCCAAGGCAGCAGCAAAUGCAGCAGCUAAUGCAGUUGCCAAUGCAGCAGCCAAUGCGCAUGCUAAUGCUGUGGCUAAUGCAGCAGCCGAUGCAACAGCUAAUGCCAAGGCUAGUGCCAAUGCAAUCGCCAAGGCUAAUGCCAAUGCAAUUGCCAAUGCAAAUGCCAACGCAAAUGCCAAUGCCAAUGCUGAUGCUUACAAUCGAAAUCCAUUCUUAAACUCUGGACAUGUUCAAACACCACAAGCACCAGCUGUUCAGCAAAACAUCGAUCAAGCACAGUACCCUGAUGACUCUCAAAGCCAAGAGCAGGACUUUGACGGAUAUACUGAACAGAAUCCCAUCCCCAAGUUCCCAGAGUCCAGUGGCUUCACCGUCAGCUGCACUGGAAGAGGAAAAAUCUGCGUGGCCAAGCAUCUCUGCAAUAACGGAUACGUCAGCUCUAGCCUCCAGGGACUCACCCAGGUGCGAUCUGGCGCCCAGGACUGCGAUGUGAAUCGUGAGGUAUGCUGCACCAUCAACAGCCAGAAGAGUCCGGAUCAGUCAGCAGCUGGAAGUGGGUACUACGACGGUCCCAUCGAAAGACACCCACACACUGGAGGAAUUUUCGACGACGAGGGACAUCAACCAGCUGAGAAUAAUGGCUAUUUGCCACCUUCACCUUCAAUUAGGCAUGAUGGCACUGCACAGGAGCCAUCUUUUCUCAGACCUCCACUGAGGCCCAAGGAAAUUGUACCAGCCCCUUCAGAACCUGCACCAACUCAUGUUCAGCUCGGAUGUGCAGCUGCUCUUGUAUGCGUCGAGGAACAGAUGUGCGGAAUGGAUGGAACCAUGAGCUCAACUCCAAUUACUCUUACUAGUGAACAGCUUUUGAGACGAGUACCACUCAGUGAUUGCAAGAACCCGGACAAUGGAGUGAUUGGCAAGUGCUGCCGAGAUCCGAAUUACGUUGACCCCUGGCCAGCAGGCAAUCUCCCAGCUAACUACUCCGGUGGUUUCGAUGAGCAGGGCUUCCCGACCUUCCUCAACAUCCAGAGAAAUCGCCCAACGAAAAAACCCACCAGUCCACCUCCAGCCAAAGGUCGCCCACCAAUCAAAGGAUUCUCCCCCCAGCCAAAGCAAUUCCCAAGCUUCCCUGAAAUUCAGAAUCAAAUAAGUGGUGCUUUGAAUAACUACUUCAAGCCAACUCAGACUCCUCCCGUUCAGCCAAGUCACCCAAGUGAUGAUGAACCUGCUGGAGUCCCAGCCAAACCAAACAGACCGAGUUUCCCAAGCUUCCCAAAUUUUCCCAAUUUUCCUAAUCCCUUCGGACAAAAAAAUUACGAGUCGUCUGCAACUGACGAGCAUCGCGUUGCCAUUACACCCCACACACCUGGAAGCCAGUGCGGUGUUAAAAACACAGUUCAACGGCCAAGUGGUUUAAGCGACGUUGAAGUAGGCUUUGGUGAAAUUCCUUGGCAAGCGAUGAUACUCGAUAAUGAGAGAAAGAAACUACUUUGCUCUGGUGCAUUUGUUGCACCCAAUGCAGUUUUAACCGCAGCCCGAUGUCUCGAUGGAUUCCAGCCUGGGCAGAUUUCGGUUAAGGCAGGAGAAUGGAAACUUGGAUACGAGCUGAAACACGAGGAGCCUCUUCCCUUCGAAAUCGUCCAGGUCGACUCAAUUGUUCCACACCCGGGAUAUUUGCCUGGUUAUGCUGCACAUGAUGUUGCCAUGCUCAUGCUGGAGAAACCCGUGGCCUUGGAUCGGCACGUGGACACCAUCUGCCUGGGCAGACCAGAAAUACCAAAACCCGGAAGCCGAUGCAUUUCCACUGGAUGGGGAAAGACCAUUCUCGAGACCCAUGCGGCAGGAGCUCUGAUGCGUGCCAUCGACGUCGACGUAAUGAGCAUCCAGGACUGCGAACAGCGUCUCCAAGAGGCUGAAGGCCCUGUUGACCUGGACCAAACCCUCGUUUGUGCCAAGGCCCACAGAACAAACAACAACAUGUGCCAGGUAGAUUUUGGUGGCCCACUGGCUUGCGACAGAGGUGAUGGCCACUACGAGAUCAUGGGUGUCUACACUCAGGACACUGGAUGUAUCCCCACAAAUCAAGUGGCUACAUUUGCCCUCGUGGAUGACGCGUGGGUCCAGCAAACAUUAGAAUCACCACCUGUGCCAGAGGCUCAACGUCGUGUAGAGGAUGAAAAACCUCACACAUUCGAGAGACAGCAGCCAUGCGACUGCCAAAAGAGCAAUCUCCCUUCUCAGAACAAUCAAUAUCUACCUCCCGUCUAAUCGGGCCGACUGAAUUCAUUAAAACUUGAAUAUAAAUGAUAAUGAUUUUUAUGAGCACAAACUCUUGCCUUUCAAUUUAUUCCUCGAUUGAAACAGCAAAGAGGGGGAAGCUGAGAUUUUUUUUUUCGACAAUGUAACGCCAUAAUUUCAAUGAGAUGCAACGAGUUUAGUAGCCACUUUUCAUUAUUUCGUAAAAAUGUGGAAAUUGCGGAUAUGAACAGAGAAUUUCCCUAUUUUAAGGACUUGUGUAUGCGUAAAUCCGUAUGUACUUAAAUAUUCGUCGGCAAAUGUUGUAAAUUAGAUGACUGUGCAGCUGAGGAAUAAAAAUUCUUCAUUUGCACACUUAUACUAUUUCUAGUGUAUUUAUGAAUGGAUGUGAUAAUUCGAUGUCUUACGAUAUACAUUUUGUUUUAUCACGUGGAGAAUAAACUUAGAUAUAACAAUUA